AUGUCGAAUCAAACGGACCUUGUAUCCGUGAUCCCACCACCACCAGGUGUGACGGUCGACUUCGACCAUCCGCGGCAACAGAAGGUACUUGAGCAUUACCUGAUUUUUGGGAUCGGCGGCACGAUCGCGUUCAUUGCUCUAUGCCAGAGGUUCUACACCAAAAUAUUCCUCUCGAAAGGCUUGCAAGUUGACGAUGCUUUCAUGUUUCUGGGAUGGGCUGCGUCUGUGGUCACACAAGCCAUGCUUGUUGCCUCGAUAGCUGAGGGGGGCAUGUGUGCUCAUGCUUGGGAGAUGCCCCUGUCUAGAUUCGAGCGAUACUCCGUGACGGUAUACGUGACUGCGCCAGUCUUCAUGCUUUGCAACGGUUUCACAAAGCUGUCUCUACUCACGUUCUACCUACAUUUGUCACCGCAAAAAUGGUUUCGUACUUUCGAUUUCACCAUCACCGACGGCAGCUGCUUGGAUGUCGGUGUUCUUUACAUCGCGACGGCCGUGUCCAACAUCAUCACGGAUGUUAUGCUGUUCAUUUUGCCGUUGCCGAUGAUCUUCAACUUGCGUAUGAAGAUGGCUCAGAAGAUUGGUGCCAUGCUCAUAUUUGCGGUUGGGUCCAUCACCAUCGCAACAUCAAUUACUCGACUGGUUCUUCUUCCAGCCUUGCUCACCAGCACGGAUCCUUCCUGGGACGCCGCCCCAGCAAAUAUCUGGACAUUCAUCGAAGGCAAUCUCUUCGUCAUCUGCGGUUCAAUGCCGACAUUACGGAAGUUCUUCAAGCAUUUCGCUCCCAAGCUCAUGGGAUCUUCAUCGAACCCUUCCUCGUACGGCGCGGCGUACCACGUAUCCGCAUACGCGAAUCAGCAGUCGAACAUCGCGAAGAGCCGACACCGAGCUCACUACGAGCAAUUCUCGGACGAAAACGAGAUGCAUACGUUCCACUCGGAUCGCAAACGCACAGAAGAAGAUAUGGAAUCCGGUUUCACGUCGGUGGUGGUUGCGGGCGGUGGAAGAGAGAGUGCCGACGACAUGAGUGACAAGGCGAUAUUGCAGACCAAGACAGUCACGGUCCAACGCGAGUAA
Molecule: messenger RNA, 1074 nt
Organism: Colletotrichum karsti
Lineage: Eukaryota; Fungi; Ascomycota; Sordariomycetes; Glomerellales; Glomerellaceae
Product: integral membrane protein (Pth11)
Exons: 8
Coding region: 1-1074 (357 amino acids)
Source: RefSeq, a predicted model, not a curated record